Molecule: messenger RNA, 2724 nt
Organism: Numida meleagris (helmeted guineafowl)
Lineage: Eukaryota; Metazoa; Chordata; Aves; Galliformes; Numididae
Gene: SDC4
Product: syndecan 4
Exons: 5
Coding region: 99-692 (197 amino acids)
Biological process (GO): cell migration
Cellular component (GO): membrane; cell surface
Source: RefSeq, a predicted model, not a curated record
GAGCGGGCAGAGCAGCUGUCGUUCGCGUUGAGAGUCGCGGUCCGCUCCGAUCCGCCGCGUUCAGCCCCGCGCACCGCCUCGCCUCGCCCCGCCCGGCCAUGCCGCUGCCCCGCGCCGCGCUCCUGCUCGGCCUCUUGCUGGCCGCUGCCGCCGCCGAGUCGGUGAGAGAAACAGAGACCAUGGACGCCCGAUGGCUUGACUACCCUGGCUCUGGAGACCUGCCAGAUGAUGAAGACAUUGGUGAAUUCACACCUCACUUAUCUUCUGAUGAGUUUGAUCUAGAUGACACAUCUGGCUCUGGAGACUACCCAGGUUCUGAAGAUAAUAUUUACCUGACCACUGUGGAUACUCCUGCGAUAUCUGACAAUUAUAUCCCUGGAGAUAUAGAGAGAAAGAUAGAAGGUGAGGAGAAAAACACGAUGCUGGACAAUGAAAUCAUUCCAGACAAAGCUUCACCUGUUGAAGAGAACCUGUCCAACAAGAUCUCCAUGGCAAGCACAGCCAACAGCAGCAUCUUUGAGAGAACAGAAGUUCUUACAGCUCUCAUUGCAGGAGGAGCGGUUGGCCUCCUGUUUGCUGUCUUCCUCAUCCUCCUCUUAGUCUAUCGCAUGAAGAAGAAGGACGAAGGCAGCUACGACCUUGGGAAGAAACCCAUCUACAAGAAAGCCCCUACAAAUGAGUUCUACGCUUAAAGCUCAGCGGCACUUUGUGCCCCUCGAGGGACAAAUGGACUGCAUGGGAACACUGUGCCCUCCAAUGGGACGUGCUGAACAAAUGCUCCUUUUGGAUUGAAUUUCAAAGUGACUUUGAGGGGGGGAGAAAAACCAAACUUCCUAUACGACCCUUCCCAUCCCGCUCAGCUAGCAAGGGUCCAAUGAAAUAUAAAGAGUCUUGGGGGGGGAAAAAAACCUCAGUGUAUUUUUUUUUUUUGAAAGCUAGUGUAAAAACAAUAAAGAUGCCAAACUUUCUGCUUGUUUUUAUAGAGGGUAUAUAAACACAAAACAGACUGUAUGGAAGCAAACACCAUGUGUUUGCAGCCAGCGCGCUGUGCUCAGAUUGGCUGCUUCUGUAGAAGAUGGCUCUUUUAUAAACCUUGCUACUAGACAUCUUGCAGCAGGCUGUUGAUGUGAAGCGUUUUUUUGUGAAGAACUAUUUAUGAAUCUCUUACACUACCGAUCACGUGGCCUUACCGGGGAGCAGAGGGCCCGUGGGGCUCCAAAUCCCCAGAUGCCAUAAGGGCUGAUGGGAAUGUCUUCCCCAGGAGGCUUCUGUCUCCUCCUGUCUGCCCCAGGCAGGGGUCAUUAGUCCAUGCCAUCAGGACAGCCCCUUUCUCUUGGCUAUGGUGACACCCUUUCCUUGCCUUCAUUUUUUUUUUUUUUUAGGAUUGCCUGUAGGAUUUUUAUAACAAAAUUCUAAAGAGGGUAGCCUGAUGUUUAUAUAAAGUUUUGUAGAAAUUGUUUUGAAAUAAUAAACAAAAAUCUACUUUUUUAAUUUCCUCAGAUUUAUUUUUUCAAUCCCUUCGUGUUUCCUUUGGGCAUAUCUCUGGAGAUGUUUCAUGCAUAUUCUGAGCUGCAGCAGUUAGCUGCAGUGUGUCGCAGGUUUCUUCUAGUUCUAUAGCAGCUACUGUAGAGGGUAAAGAUAUUUAUGGUUUUCCUGUAAUGUAGGUUUUGAUUUUUUUAAUUAUUAUUUUUUUUAAAAUAGAAUUAUUUAUAGUUUCUGAAAUGGCUGCUCUUCGCAUCUGGUGACUUUUAUCCUUUUUACAUAAAACACUAAUAUAAUGAGUCUCUGUGGAAACUAUUUAAGCUUUAUUCUGUGCAUUUUAAUUAUAAAUUCAAGGCAAUAACUUUUUAGAAUUAAUCUGUAUGCGAAAUUGGGUUCAUUAUAUGAUUGAAGUAGGGGGGAAGAUUACUAUUUCUAGCCUGUAAUAUAUUAUAAUCAAUCCUAUAGAGCUCUAUAUUAUAUUUUUACUGAGAAAUAUGCAGUGAGGAGUGUGAAGGCUGGAGGUAACCCUUCAGCAGCCUCGCUGUCUGUGAGGCUUGGUCUAUUUUGUACUGUUUGGCCAGCGUCUUGCCUAGUGUGCAGGUGGGCUCCAGGUCUGCCUGGGUGGCAGCUCCCGGCCGUGGCUCCUGCACUGCAGGCCGUGUACGUAGCUCCUACCUCUCAGACCCAUUCCCAGCGCUCCAAGAGCGGAGGGUGCAGUGCGUGUCCCGUGUCUGCGCUUUGGGAUGGUGUUAUGGGAUUGUGGCUGCUUGGUGUGGUUCGAGGCCUGACCUCGGUAGGCAGCACGAAGCUGGUGUAAUCUAAACAACUCCUUGAGCCUCCUGAGCGGGACUUUGUUUGAGGCUUGUGGCCUGAUCCUUAGAGGCAGUAGCACAAAGAAGUGGGCCUUCAGCUGAUGGCAGCUGCUCCUCGGUGCUGCGCUGGGGCAGCGGGCACUGGUGUGUUGGUGUGAGCAUGGGAGGGCUUUCCCAAGUGUCCUCCUUCAGCAUGGGUGUUUUUUGGAAGCUGUGGGCUCUUGGGUGCUCUAGAAACCAUGUGGAGUUCAUUGUAUGGUGGGGAGGAGAGGGAGGACUCACUGUGUAUGGAUGGCACUGCCAGGAAGGCAGAAACAGUGUCUGCUUCUCUGGGUAUUUGAUUCUCUCGUGUAACUGCUCUCGGGGAUUUUCCACUGUUACUGACUUCUAUUUUUAUUUUUUUCCACAAAUAAACUGGUACUUUCUAAAA